CCACACGGAAAAAACAUGAAAGACUCCGGCGAUGUUAAUGACAGCAAUAAACUGCGAGCAAAGGACCUGGAGCUCCUAACAAAGCGUUCGUAACAGCGAGCAGGAACUGUCAUGCUACUUUAGCAACGUUUUAUAUAAAUUUUGAAGAUUUUUAAGCUGUGAAUGAGAUAAUGGAUGUCAUGUAUAUAGUCGCGUUAUUUGCACUGAUCACAGCCCAGUGUGUUCGGGCGGUGCCGCCCAACUUUGUGUUGCUGUUCGCCGAUGAUUUGGGUUACGGUGAUCUGGGCUGUUUCGGACACCCGAGCUCUCUCACCCCGAAUCUAGACAGACUAGCAGCGAACGGGCUCCGUUUUACCGACUUCUACGUCACGAGUCCCGUGUGCAGCCCCUCCAGGGCAGCGCUGCUGACAGGUCGCUAUCAGACUCGUUCCGGCAUCUAUCCGGGUGUGCUGUAUCCAGGCUCAAAAGGGGGUCUCCCACUUAAUGAGACCACUAUUGCAGAAGUGCUGAAAUCUAAGGGUUACACCACAGCCAUAGUGGGAAAAUGGCACCUGGGUGUUGGUCUGAAUGGCACUUACCUCCCCACUCGACAUGGCUUUGACAAUUAUCUCGGUAUCCCGUACUCACACGACCAGGGUCCCUGUCAGAAUCUCACAUGUUUCCCUCCGGAUGUGAAGUGCCAUGGAUACUGUGAUCAGGGCGUUGUAAGCGUACCUCUCAUGUUAAAUGAGGACAUCAAGCAGCAGCCUGCAGACUUCCUGCAGCUUGAGAAAACCUACAAUGAAUUUGCCUCUCAGUUCAUCAGUGUUGCUGUCCAAAACAACCGCCCGUUCUUCCUGUACCAUCCUUCACAUCACACGCACUACCCUCAGUAUGCAGGUGUAGACUAUGCAGGGAAGUCUCCUCGUGGGCCGUACGGUGACGCUCUGAUGGAGUUUGAUGGCACUGUAGGGAAGAUAGUGCAAACUCUGGAGCAGACAGGUGUGCUCAACAAUACCCUCAUCUUCUUCACUGGUGACAACGGGCCAGAGCUCAUGCGGCAGUCUCGUGGAGGAAGCGCAGGACUGAUGAGAUGUGGCAAAGGCACGACUUACGAAGGAGGAAUGAGAGAGCCGGCCAUCGCAUACUGGCCUGGAUCUAUCCAACCCGGUCUCACCCAUGCUCUGGCCAGCUCUUUGGACAUUCUGCCAACCUUUGCCAAACUGGCUGGAGCUGCGUUACCUGAUGUGCAACUGGAUGGGGUCGACAUGACAAACAUCCUGUUGAAUCGCGGACUGAGCGAAAGACAGACCUUCUUUUACUACCCAACUGAACCAAAUGAGAAGAAUAGCGUGUUUGCAGUGAGAUGGAAAAAUUUUAAAGCACAUUACUAUACACAGGGUGCGUUGCACAGUCUUGGCACGCCAGACAGCAACUGCUCAUUACUUGCCCUCCUGCGUCAUGAUCCUCCUUUACUAUAUAACUUGGAUGCAGACCCUGCAGAAAACUAUAACCUUAAAGGCGCCGACUGGGACUCUGUGCGCAAUCAAAUCCAGGCCGUCAAGGAGAAGUUUGAGGCUUCUAUGGUGUUUGGAGAGAGUGAGAUCGCCAAAGGGAAGGACUCUGCACUCGAGCCCUGCUGCAUUCCUAAUUGCACCCCUAAACCCAAAUGCUGCCAAUGCACUUCUGCACUUUAAUGGAAGCAGCGGCAGGCCAGCACACUGCCAAUUCCCAGCAGCAUCACAACAACAUGAAAUUACAAUUCACAAGCCCAAUGAAAGACUGAUUGUGUUAACAAUCUUCCAUUGAUUUCAUUCUCAAAGCAAAAUGUGAUGA
Molecule: messenger RNA, 1815 nt
Organism: Labeo rohita (rohu)
Lineage: Eukaryota; Metazoa; Chordata; Actinopteri; Cypriniformes; Cyprinidae
Gene: arsa
Product: arylsulfatase A
Exons: 8
Coding region: 171-1676 (501 amino acids)
Molecular function (GO): arylsulfatase activity
Source: RefSeq, a predicted model, not a curated record